Phyllopteryx taeniolatus (common seadragon) is the source of this 2591-nucleotide messenger RNA. It is a transcript of the gene dixdc1a, whose product is annotated as DIX domain containing 1a. NCBI's taxonomy places the organism in Eukaryota, Metazoa, Chordata, Actinopteri, Syngnathiformes, Syngnathidae. The transcript is spliced from 17 exons. Gene Ontology annotation, biological process: canonical Wnt signaling pathway. Gene Ontology annotation, cellular component: cytosol. The coding region runs from base 808 to 2259 and encodes 483 amino acids. The record is from RefSeq and is a predicted model, not a curated record.
AAUGAAAACGAGAAGGGGGAGGGGGAAACACACCCAGUCGAAAAAGAGCCGUGUCUGACAUCGUCCCUGCAUUGAAAGAAAAGAAGGAAUAACAAAGCCAUAGAAAGAGGAGGACUAGAGAUAAUACAUGCAAAUGAGGAGCUGCAUCAGUAGUUGGAGACAGAAAUUCAUUGUGUGCGUGUGUGUGAGGGCAGGCAUAGCACAGUGACUGGUGCUGCUGAGCACCAAUCGCUCUGUCUUCUGUCUGUAAACCCCCUGCAGCUUGGCACCAUCCAGCCAGGCGCGGACGGAAGGAGGCUUUCCAGGGCUUUUUGAUUUGGGAUUUGUAUGAAUAUGAGAGGAUUUGGAAAACGCCGCCGCCACUGCCAACACUGUUCUUUUUCAUAGCCUGUGUGAAACGUGGAGAUCCAUCCAGUUUGCCUCGUUCCCCUCCCUGCAUGGCUGUCAUGGUCCUGACAGAGAAUAAGGGCAUCACCCGGACAUGAGGUUCCAGUUGACCGCAUCACGCACACUCCAGAAUGGGGGCCAAACAGAUAAAAUGGAAGAGACUGUUUUCCUACCUGGCCAGGCGGCUCACCUCACUCCUGUAGUCUGUCUUGUCCCCGUUGCUGAUGAGACCCACCACAGUUGUGUCAUCUGCAAACUUGAUGAAGAGGUUGGAGCUGUAUGUCGGUGUGCUGUCAUGGGUCAGCAGGGUGAAGAGGAGGGGACUCAACACACAACCUUGAGAGGCAAACUGGAUGGGAGUGAGGGCUACCGGACGGUAGUCAUCGAGGCAGGAGGGAGAAGACUUCCCUCGGGACCGGGAUGAUGGUGGUGGCUUUGAAGCACGUGGGGACAGCAAGCACCCUGACUCAAGGAGGUGUUAAAGAUGUCCGUGAAGACAUCUGUGAGUUCAGCUGCACAGUCCCUCAGAACAUGACCAGCCUCAGCUCAGCUAGCCCUGUGCGCUCGCCCAAAGAGGAGUAUGCUGUCACCCGCUCCAGCGAUACGCAUGGAGACGAAACCAUUCGCGAUCAGCCCAAGGAGCAGCGGGGAGGACCAUGCAACACCGAAUCAGAGCUGACAGACAAGAACCUGGCAGAGGAGAUGUCUCUCUGUGGGCUGUGCCCCUCCCUUGGUCAUGAUGUGCCAGAGGAAGACAAGUCCUGGGAGGAGCAGCUGGACGUCCACCAGGAGCAGCUGGAGAAGGAAAUGCACGAGGCCAGAAGGAUGGUGUUCCGCCUUCAGGCUUUGCUCCUCAACGGCUCUCUCCCAGAGGACGACCACGGUGGAUCUGUGAGCUUCGGAGACAACCGGGCUAAUGGCGAGCAGCAGCUGGUUCUCACACGCAGCCGCCUGGACCAAAGCAUGGAGGAGGCCCUUGAUCUCAAGAGGGAACUUCUGAGACAAAAACAGGAUGUGCGCCACAUUCAGGCCAUCAAGGAUGCCCUGCAGCAGCGGCUGUCCGUGCAGGAGGACGCCGUGCUGCAGCUAAAGCAGGAGCUACUGAGGAGCAACAUGGCCAAAGAUCAGUUGGAAGGAGAAAAUGUGGUGCUCAAAGACAACCUGAGCGAACGCAACAAAUUACUGGGCGAAUAUGAGCAACUCGGGAGGAAGGACAGAAUGCUGCAGCAGCUAAAGCAAGACGAGGCUCAGCACAAAGCGCAUGACGUUGGCCACCACCGGUCAUUCAGGAGUGAAGGUGGUUACAGCAGCUCUCCUCUGGCAUUCCAACACAGUGCACCUAGCGAGGAGCUGCAGCUGGUGAGGGAAGCCCUGCGUAGUCUGAGGGACAACUUUUCCGGCCACGAUCCCCAGCAUCACACCCUGGACACCCUGGAGCAAGGCGUGUCCAGCCUCAUGGACCGCCUGCACUUGUUGGACACCCAGCGACAGCAGAACAGAGGGGAGGAAUUUAAAUCGCCUGGCCGCAGAGCCAACUCUUCAGACCGAGACUCGUGGCCACAGACCUCAAAAAUGGCACACUCUCACAGCAGCCCAGGGUUGGAUGCCGCCGUCUCCACAAAAGUGCUCUACUUCACCGAUCGUUCCCUCACCCCCUUCCUCAUCAACAUACCCAAAAGUCUAGGUGAGGUGACGCUGCGAGACUUCAAGGCCGCUGUGGACCGACAAGGCAGCUUCAGAUACCACUUCAAAGCUCUUGACCCGGAGUUUGGCACCGUGAAAGAGGAGGUAUUUCAGGAUGGAGCAGUGGUGCCCGGCUGGGAAGGGAAGAUUGUAGCAUGGGUGGAGGAGGACCAUGGGGAGAGGAGGUAGAAGCCAAAAAAUAAAUAAAAACCUCAGUUGUGUUCACUGGAGCAGAACUUGAUUGAAAACACUUGGGACCAAUGGACUGAAAUAAAGUGUGGGAAUGUUUCAUCUCGAGGAAUGCUCGUUAGACACUGUUUACACCUCAUAAACGUGGAAAUGAAAUCAGUUAAUUUAGUAGUAAUGAUCCAUAAUAAAUAAAAUGUAAAUAACUAUAGUAUUGAUAAUGGAGGGAUGGAUGGAUGUUCACUGCCAUUUUCCACAAGUUCCAGAUUGCCAAAUAGUUGAUGUUUGCCACUGUUCACUUUCAAGCAGUGUUUUAAUAAACAUUAAUUAUCGUA